GUUUGGACUAAGCAACAAAUUUGAAGCAGAAUUUCCUUCAUCUUUAACUGGAAAGGUUGCACCUGAAGAAUUUAAAGCCAGCAUCAGCAGAGUUAACAGUUGUCUUAAGAAGAACCUUCCAGUUAAUGUACGAUGGCUACUAUGUGGAUGCCUUUGCUGCUGCUGCACUUUAGGUUGUAGUAUGUGGCCAGUUAUCUGCCUCAGUAAAAGAACACGAAGAUCGAUUGAGAAGUUAUUAGAAUGGGAAAACAAUAGGUUAUACCACAAGCUGUGCUUGCAUUGGAGACUAAGCAAAAGGAAAUGUGAAACGAAUAACAUGAUGGAAUAUGUCAUCCUUAUAGAGUUUUUACCAAAGACACCGAUUUUUCGACCAGAUUAG
Molecule: messenger RNA, 379 nt
Organism: Antrostomus carolinensis (chuck-will's-widow)
Lineage: Eukaryota; Metazoa; Chordata; Aves; Caprimulgiformes; Caprimulgidae
Gene: CHIC2
Product: cysteine rich hydrophobic domain 2
Exons: 5
Cellular component (GO): plasma membrane; Golgi-associated vesicle
Source: RefSeq, a predicted model, not a curated record